This is a messenger RNA of Plasmodium malariae, 3354 nucleotides long. RefSeq names its product conserved Plasmodium protein, unknown function. The coding region runs from base 1 to 3354 and encodes 1117 amino acids. NCBI's taxonomy places the organism in Eukaryota, Apicomplexa, Aconoidasida, Haemosporida, Plasmodiidae. The record is from RefSeq and is a predicted model, not a curated record. The transcript is spliced from 2 exons.
AUGAACAGAUACAUAGCAAAAUUAAAAACUUUUAAUAAUAGAAAUGAUGAAAAUGUAAAUGAGCCAAAUGCACACGAGAAAGAAGACAAAGGUAAAGAGAAGAAAGAAGAACUAUUCGAAAAGGGAUCAAACAAUUCAAGAAAAGAUAAAUUGCGUGUGCUCUCUAGAGGAUUAAAUAUUAAAAAUGUAAAUAAACUAUAUGAUGAUAAUGAAUUAAAUGAAAAUUGUUUAAGCGCAAAAAUUCGAUUAAAAAAAAAAAAAAUUAUUAUGGAUAGCAGUUCUGAAGAGGAACAAGUAAACAACAGAAAUGGAAAAUUAGAAGAAGAAAGGGAAUAUAAAAAAAAAAAAAAUGAUCAUACGAAUAAAAAGAAAAGAAUUGUGCGUUUAAGUGACAAUUUACAAGGAAAUACAUCAAAAUUUAAUGAGUACAUUAAUACAUCUAUUAUGUUUGAAAAAAGCAACGAUAAUAUUUUUGCCAAAACAGAUACGAGAAAAAUGUUAACAAGCAAAAAAGUCAUAAAUAAAGAUUUUCAACUAGCCAAUAAAAUUAACGAAACCGAGGAAUAUAGUGAAAAGGGCCAACAUGAUUUGUUAUAUAGCUUUUACACUCACAAAGCUCACAGAAAUAAAAAUAAUAAUAGCAGUAAUAAUAGCAGUAAUAAUAGCAGUAAUAAUAGAAGUAAUAAUAGCAGUAAUAAUAGCAGUAAUAAUAGAAGUAAUAAUAGCAGUAAUAAUAGCAGUAAUAACAUUAUGAACAAAAAUUCAUGUGAAAAAAAUAAUAUCACUAGGGGAAAUAAAACAAAUAGAUAUAUCCUCACCUCUAAUUCAGAAAUUAUCAAACAAAAUGAUACGUCGAAUAAUGGAAGUAAUAAAAGCAGAAGAAUUGCGCAAAAUAAAAAUAACACAUCAUUUGUAAAUCUUUUUAGUGAAAAUGAAUCAAGUGAAAGUGCAGAGAAGGAAAGUAAUAAUGAUCAAAAUAUAAACAAUAUUAAUGACACAGAAGAAAAGAAAAAAAAAAAAAGGAAAAGAAAAAAGAAUACAAAGAAAAUGAAAAAGAAAUUAUUAACAAGUAAUAAAAAAAAUAACAAUCCAUGCUCUGCAGAUUCUGAUUAUUCCUAUUAUUCAAAUAAUUAUGAUUAUUCUAAUUAUUAUGAACAUACGGAGGAUAAUUCACUUGAUGAGACAAAUGCAUCAUAUGAUAGUGAAAAUGAAGAGCAAAAUCAAUCAGAGGAAUAUGCAUUACAUUUGCAAAUAUAUAAUGAACAGAAUUUAUUUAAUGAAGAUUUUCAUUUUAACUCCUUAAGUGUGAAAAAAUCAAUUAAAUUGUACAUAGAAUUUAUUACACUUUCUUUAUUAUCGCCCAGCUUUCAGUAUGAUGCCAACUAUUUUAAAAUUUCUAAGAAUGUAAGUAACCUAGAAAAUAUAUUAAAAGAAAAUUAUUCGAAUAUGCAUAAACAGUUUGAAAAAAAAAAGUCUCUUCAAGACUGUUAUAAUUAUUCAAUUGGUUCGACUGAUAAAGUAAAGGAGAAAACAAAAAAGCAAAAACAUAAAAUGAAGAGGAACAAUAAAGAAAAAAAAAAGAAAUCCUUAAAAAAAUUGUUCCGUUGUAUUACUGAUAGCGAAAAUAGCUAUGAAAAAAAGGAAUGCGAUCAGAGUAAACUUCAUAACGAUGAUUCUAAGGCUAGUGAAGAGAAAAUGAAAAAUCAAAAUAACAAAAGAAAAAAAAAAAAAAAAAAAUAUAUAUUAAGUGAUAGUUCUAGCUCAAUAACGGAAGUUGAACAAUCAAGCGAAAAGAAAAUAAAAAAAAAGAAAAAUAGAAAUAUAGAAAAAAGCACUAGUGAAGUAUAUGUAAAAUUAAGCAUAGAAGAAGAGGGUAAUCGAAAGGAUUAUUUUGAAGAAAUUUUGGAAAUUACACAAUCUGAUAGUGAAGGAAAAAUGGAGGAUCGGCAAGAUCUGGGAUCAAAGGGGGAUAAGGAAGGCGUAGGAAGUACGCAGCAAGGCUCAGAACAUAAUGCACAACGAAGCAUCAGUAGUGAAUAUGAGAGUGAAGAAGAGAAUGAGAAUGCGGAUAAUGAUGAAUGUGAUGGAUAUGACUCCGGCGAAUAUGAAGAUGAUGAUUUUCUUGAAGAUGAGAAUGAGGAUCAUGAUAGCUUUAUAAACACGUCGAGUGACGAAAGGGAAUAUGCUUUUAAUUAUAGCAAAAGAAUUAAAAAAAAAUUGAUGGAAGAAUUAAAUGAUAAUGUUAUCCAUGAUAUUUUAAAUGAUGAAAUGCUAAAGAUAUAUGAAUUUGUUAAGAAAGAAGAAAAUUUUAAUAACUAUGAUUUUUUAAAAAUGAUUUGUAAAAUAAGUAAGAAGAAAUCAAGCAAUCAUUAUAAUAGAUGUAUUCAAAAAAUAGAAAAUAAAAUUUUAUCAAAAAGGGACCAAUUUGAAUCUCAUCCUUUUGAAACAAAUUUUAAAAAUAUUUUAAAAAAUUAUGCAAACAUCUUUAUUUUUUAUUCAGAAUACAAUAAAAUAUAUUGCUGCUGCUGUAAUCGGAAAUUAAAUGCUGCAUACCCCGUAUUUUUUAUUAAACCGUUUUAUAAUUCAUCCGAUUUAUGGAAUAACUGUUUUUUUAAUUUUAUGAAAGUAAAUAAUUUUAAGUGCUUUGGAAAUAUGUGCCAAAAUACUACUUUAUAUAGUCCACUUGAUAUAUCGAAUAAUAGUAGCAUAAAUACAGAGGAUGAAUGGAAAAUGAAGGAAAUUAAAGAGUCUAACAGAUUAUUUAUUAAAAAUCAGAAUGAAAAAGGAAGAAGAAAUUUAUUAGUACGAAUAAAUAAUUACAGCGAUAUAGAUGGUCAUACAAUUAUGAAUAAUGAAAAAUUUAUUCUGAAUCACUUACAACAAAAUGAAGAGUCCAAUGGUUAUAGGUAUAUUGGUAAUAUGGACGAAAAGCGGUUAAAAAGGAAGAGAAAAAAUUUUAAAGGGAAUUAUGAAUUUUUAUAUAAGGGAAAUGAGUGUAAUGAAAAUAAUUUAAAUUUUAUUUUAAAAGAUGUAUGUGAAAGUUUUACAACUCUGUCUGAAAAUUAUAUAGAUAGAGAUAUAUUAGUUUUACAGUUAGGUUCCUAUUGUGUAUCCACUGUAUAUUACUGGCAUGUAUUUCAUCAUUAUAAGUUUUUCUUUACAAAAUAUAUUUAUAUGAAUUUAUUAAAUUUAUAUAAUAAAAAUAAGUACUUAUUUAGAGAACCUUUAUUGUUAGCAUAUAUAUUAUCAAGAAAAUUAAGUAAGGAGUUAUAUAGAGAUUUUAAAAUACUUAUGAACAUAGACAUAUCUCAAAUACAACAUAAACUAAAUGAGUCUGAUUCCAUUAUAAGGUAA